AUGGCUCAUAUUCAACUUUUAGAUGAACUUGUUAGGGAGUAUUUGUUGUUUAGAGGAUUUACUAUAACAUUGAAAUCAUUUGAUGCUGAAUUGAAGGUAGAUAAGGAUAGAGGGUUCAGGGUGGAUAGAAUCGUCGACCAAUUCGUGAUAUUUAUUAAUAACUAUGAUCUACAGUCAUUGAGAGAUCUUUGGACACACUUUGAUCAAAAAAUAUUUACAAAGUUGGAAUAUGAGUUUAUACCAGGAGUUAGAAAAUUGGAAAGUUCACUUCUGAAGUAUUAUUUGGCUAAUGCCAUUACUAACAACAAGUCAGAUAAAGUCGUUGAUUUUUUCACUAAGAUGACACCGGAAAUUCAGGGUCAUCCAGAAUGGAAGGAUUGGUUUAUAUUGCCGUUUAUUAAGAAUCCAGAAGACCAUCCUGUAUUCUCAGUUCAUUUUACAAAACAGUGGCAGGAUGCUUUUUUGGUUUCACUUCAUAAUUUCCUGGCAAUCAUAUAUCAAGUCAUGCCGCAACCUGUUUUGGCUAGUUAUGAAGAAGAAGCAACAAAACUGAGACGCUUACAAGAAGAAAAUGAAGCUUUAAAACAUAAGCUGUCUGCUCUUGGUCAAGUAUCAAAUAUUGUCCCUGAUGCUGUACCUCCUAUGGAUAUUAUGGAUGAUUUUUAUAUUAUAGCUCAGGAAACACCAAGCAGUGGUGAAUCUCAGGGUAAAAUAUUGAAAAACUUUAUUAGAACUAUCGGUGGAGGUAUUCCCACAAGUCCAAUAUUGGGAAGAAAACCACAGUCUCAUGUGGAUGAAUCAGGUGGAGUUCAAAAACAUCAUUCUAGCAAAAGGAGCCAUGCAAGUCAAGCUUCAUGGAUAAAAUACGGCAAUAGUACUUUUUUCAAUUUUAGUGCAGAAUCUGUUCCUAAACGAUCUCUUUCAUUGGAUUCUCGUUCUCGAAAAGGACAUAGAGACGUUUCUACUGAAAAUGACAAAAGGAAUGCUAAGAAUGAUAAUUUUUUAAUGCUUAGUCAAGAACAGAUGAGUGAACAUAAAGUGUCCAUUAUGCAAUGCAAGUUUAACAUUAAUGGCACAUUAGUUGCUAGUAGUGAUACAGAUGGCGUUCUUAAGGUCUGGUCACCUUCUCCAACUCUAAGUAUUGUUUCUAGUUUUCACUUCAGUACUCCUAUCUCAGCACUGUGUUGGCUCAAGAAUGAGAGGUUCUUUUUAUCUGGAAGUGUUGAUGGAAUACUGAGAUUUCAUGAUGCUAAGGACAAUAAAAUUAUUUGGGAACUUGUUCCUGAUGAGUCGAGUGUUCUAAAAGAUUCCAAGAUUAUAACUCUUUGCUGUAACCACACAGAAAGACAUUUUGCCUGCACUGCUUUAAAUGAAGCUAAAAAAGAAGCCAAAUUACUUGUGUACGAUAUUAAAACACAUAAGUUAGAGCAAGCCUAUAGUGUUGGUGAAGGUGGACCAGAUUUGACAGUAAAUUGUGCUGUUUUCAAUCAUAAUGGAAGUCUUCUCAUAGCUGGUUGUUCAGAUGGUACGGUACGAAUACUUGAUAUUCGGAAUGGAGACUGUCUACAGAAACGCCUUGUUCAUGAUGGGCCUAUCGCUGGUUUAGAUAUUGCUCAAGACCAUAACACUUUCUAUACGUUCGGUUCAGACCAUAAGCUCUGUCGUCAUAAUUUGGCACAAUUAAAUCCGGAGCCUGUUUGGACUGCUACUUUGCCUGGUUGUUCUACACAACAUGGAACCCAGUGUUUUUCUCUUCAUCAAAAUGGAAAACAUGUACUUAUAGCUUGUGGUGAAAAUGGAACCAACAUUUAUCAGAUAACCAAUUGUGGUCUUCAGUUGAUGCUACACCUGCGAGAUCAUAAAAGUCCCCUGACAGCAUGCGAUUGGUCCACUGCUAAUCAAUGUGCUACAUGCAUUUCUGCUGCCAGUGAUGGAAUCAUAAGAAUAUCAACAAUUUUAACUCCUUAG
Messenger RNA from Nezara viridula (southern green stink bug), 1968 nucleotides. The record is from the annotation of a GenBank genome assembly. Lineage: Eukaryota; Metazoa; Arthropoda; Insecta; Hemiptera; Pentatomidae.